Molecule: messenger RNA, 1914 nt
Organism: Pyricularia pennisetigena
Lineage: Eukaryota; Fungi; Ascomycota; Sordariomycetes; Magnaporthales; Pyriculariaceae
Exons: 5
Coding region: 1-1914 (637 amino acids)
Molecular function (GO): ATP binding; ATP-dependent protein folding chaperone
Source: RefSeq, a predicted model, not a curated record
AUGAGCUACAAUAUCCCCAUCCGACAGUCCUCCUCUGCCUCGUCACAAAAUAAUGACUCCCGCUCCUUCACGUCUUCUUACGCCGCCCCAUCUGCCGAGGCCAUCAGUGGCCGGCCCCUCAGAGAGCCGCUGCGAGAUUUCGCUCCCAUUGGCGAUCGCCUUAUAGUCGGCGUUGAUUUUGGCACUACUUUUUCUGGAGUUGCCGCUGUAUAUACCGGUACCCCUGACGAUGUGGAGAUCAUCAAGUCAUGGCCUGGCGGCAACGGCAUCACCUCUGAUAAGGUCCCCACCGAGAUUUCAUAUGAAGUACCGGCCAACUCACCCGAGGGGACGCCGCCAAAAGUGAAAUGGGGCCUUCAGUUCCGCCCCGAGGAGUCGAGGUUGCGCUGCAUCAAGCUGUUCCUGGACCGGUCGCAGAAGCUGCCCUUCUACGUGAGCCCGCUGGAGACGGCGGCCCAGCUCAGGCGCUACAACAAGACGGUUGUAGACGCCGUCAGCGACUACCUCACGCAGAUCUACAAGCACACGCUCGACACCUUGACCCGCCGCUAUGGGGAGUCCUUCAUGGCCUCGACCAAGAUCGACUUUGUCCUCACCUGCCCGGCCGUAUGGUCCGACGCCGCCAAGAACACGACCUUGCAGGCCGCCGAGAGGGCCGGCAUGGGCUCCAGGUCGCAGAUCCAGAUGAUCAGCGAGCCCGAGGCCGCCGCCGUCUACACGCUCAAGGCCAUACAGCCCAACCACCUUAACGUCGGCGAUAACUUUAUAGUGUGCGACGGUGGUGGUGGCACAGUAGAUCUUAUUGCGUAUAAAAUAAUAUCCCUCAAACCUCUCCGCGUCGAAGAGUCUGCCGUCGGGACCGGCGGUCUCUGUGGCAGUGCUUUCCUGAACUACAGGUUUGAAGAGCACGUUAAGAACAGGCUUGGCGCUGGCAAGUUCGAUGAGAUCAAGGUCAAGAAGAACAAGACGUGGCAAAUGGCGCUGAGGUACUUUGAGGACUUUGUAAAGCGCAACUUCAACGAGGAUGAGCACCAGGAAAUCAACGUGCCAUUCCCCGGUCUUCCCGAUGACGAAGAAGCUCAGAUUGACUCGGGCUUCAUGGUUAUGACGGCAACGCAAAUCAAGGAAAUAUUCGAACCGGUCGUCAAGGAGGUGUGCGAUCUGGUCCAAGGCCAGGUGGAGGGGCUUCGAGCCAAGGGGGGCAUCGUGUCAGGAAUCAUCCUCGUGGGUGGAUUUGGUCAGAGCGAUUAUCUCUACCGGCGACUCAAGUCGCACUUUACCAGCGCGGCGCCGCCACCAUAUAGCGAGCGGCCGACGCACACCAGCGCAUCCGAUCCAUACAUGGAACACGCCUCCAUCGAGGUCAUGCAGCCGCUGUACGCCUGGACGGCCGUCGUGCGUGGCGCCGUGCUGAGGGGUCUCGAGGGCAACAUGGUCAUCUCGCGCAAGGCGAGGUAUCACUACGGCACGUCAUAUGCCACGGUAUACGACGAGGAGAAACACUCCGUCACGGAGAGAUACUGGUCGCCGUUGUGGGAGCGGUGGAUGGUUUCUGACCGGAUGCAGUGGCAUAUUGCCAAGGGAGAGGCAAUAUCGCCCAUGUCGCCCAUAGCAUUCCACUACACGCGGAACUUCAGGCCCGGCCAGUCGCUGGUCGUGACUGACGAUCUGAUCGCCUGCGACGCCGACGAGCCGCCUGCUGCGUACACGCGGGACCUGAUACAUACGUGCACGCUGACGACGAACCUGAACGCGGUUCCGCGGAGCUUGUUCACCCGGCUCACGACGACGCGGGGGGUCGAGUUUGACAACCUCGACUUUACGCUCGAGAUGAUUGUCGACAGCGCGGGCCUGGGCUUUGAGCUCAAGGUUGAGGGUGUGAGGUAUGGCAGGGUCGAGGCCGAGUUUCAUUGA